AUAAUAAGGAUAAAUAACAUAAAAAUUACUUAAAAUCUACAUAAUAUAUUAGAAAAAUUAAAAGAUAAGGUGAUAAUAUGAAACGCGCAGUUGUUGUUUUUAGCGGAGGACAAGAUUCUACAACUUGCUUAAUUCAAGCAUUACAAGAAUAUAGUGAUGUUCACUGUAUUACGUUUGAUUAUGGACAACGACAUCACGCUGAAAUUGAAGUAGCUAAAAAUUUAUCAUUGGCUCUUGGUGUUAAAGUACAUAAAGUGCUAAACAUAAGUUUAUUAAAAGAACUUGCUAUUAGUAGCCUUACUUGUGAUAAUAUUCCAAUUUCAAUUUAUAGCUCUAAUCAAAAUAAUACAAUACCGAAUACUUUUGUACCUGGUCGUAAUAUUUUAUUUCUAACAUUAGCAGCUAUUUAUGCUUAUCAAGUAUCAGCGAAAACAGUUAUUACUGGCGUAUGUGAAACUGAUUUUUCAGGAUAUCCAGAUUGCCGUAAUAAUUUUAUUGAGAUAUUAAAUAAAGCUAUUAUACUAGGUCUUGCGUAUAAUAUUCACUUAAAAACACCAUUAAUGUGGUUAAAUAAAUCAGAGAUUUGGGCUCUUGCCGAUUAUUAUCAUCAAUUAAAGUUAGUGUAUCAAGAAACAUUAACUUGCUAUCAAGGUAUUAAAGGUAAUGGUUGUAGUAAAUGUGCCGCCUGUUAUUUACGAGCUAAUGGCUUAUUACAGUACCAAUCAAAUAAAAUAGAAGUUAUGAAGAAUUUAAAAUAUAAAAUUGGUUUAGUUUAAAAGCUAAUAUAUUUAAUACUUUAUAGGAAGUAUAUAAUAAUUAAUCUCAUUUUUAUAUUUUAUAUUAUUAUUUAUACUACGAUUAGUAUAAAUAAUAAAUAAAAAUUUAAAAAAAUUAAAUAUAAUACUUAUAAUAUUGUAUC
Messenger RNA from Cinara cedri, 919 nucleotides. The record is from the annotation of a GenBank genome assembly. NCBI's taxonomy places the organism in Eukaryota, Metazoa, Arthropoda, Insecta, Hemiptera, Aphididae.